Messenger RNA from Bactrocera oleae (olive fruit fly), 1002 nucleotides. The record is from RefSeq and is a predicted model, not a curated record. Lineage: Eukaryota; Metazoa; Arthropoda; Insecta; Diptera; Tephritidae.
UUGUUAUACCACUGGGCACAGUACAUGUUCGAUUUCGUUGCAUUACGGACGCACAAGAAAACAAUGGCAUCACUUUUUACCAACGCGCUACAAAUUUUCCUUGUGGCCCUCUGUGCCUCAAUCACGUUAAGAGUAUACGCGACACCACAAGGACGCAUUGUUGGCGGUGAAACGGUGGACAUCGCUAGCGCACCGUAUUUAGUAUCCUUACGCUACAAGCGCAAUGCUUCGACACCCUUCAUUCACCGUUGUUCCGGCACAAUUUAUACCAAGGAUGUCGUGCUGACCACUGCACGUUGCGUCAUCGGCUUGCAGCGUCAACAACUGUUAAUUGUAGCCGGCAGCAGUUAUAGUUCACAAAGCGACGGUUCUGUUUAUCUUAUCAAAUCAAUUGCAAUACAUCCGGAUUUCGAUAUUUGGUUCAUAGAUAGCGAUUUGGCAUUGUUGCGCUUGGAAUAUCCGCUCAUCAGCCAACGCGAGAAGGUGAUUAAGCCGAUCAAACUGGCUGAGGAAUUACCCGUAGCUGGCAGCGCGGCUACUGUGGCUGGUUGGGGCGCUGCGGCUAAGUAUGUAGAACUUGAGGAGCAAUUGCAAGAGGCCAAUGUGCGCUUAAUGGACACUGCGCAGUGCAAAGCAGCAUAUGGCGCCGGGCGCAUUAGCGCGGCCAUGUUGUGUGCCGGUGGUGAAAGUGCAAAUGGCGUUGCAAUCGACGCGUGUCUGGGUGACGCGGGUAGUGCGCUUGUAUCGAAUGGCACGGCUGUAGGUUUGGUAUCGUGGGGUAAUGGCUGUGGACGUGUCGGUUUCCCUGGAGUUUAUACAAAUUUGGUGUAUUUCAAUGAGUGGAUUAACAGUGAGGCGACUGUGGCAUUUUAAUAGUAUAUAAUAAUAAAUAAUAUGAAAUUUCAACCCCUUUUUUAUGCUAACAUUGACUUGUAUGAAAGGAAAUUAAUAGCUGGUUUACCAAUUGAAUAAAAAUCCUAGAAACAGCGUAUAAUUUACAAA